Molecule: messenger RNA, 1584 nt
Organism: Oryctolagus cuniculus (rabbit)
Lineage: Eukaryota; Metazoa; Chordata; Mammalia; Lagomorpha; Leporidae
Source: RefSeq, a predicted model, not a curated record
UUCCAGUCCAGCUCUCUGCUGUGGCCUGGGAGGGCAGUGGAGGAUGGCCCAAGUCCUUGGGCCCCUGCACCUUCACGGAGACCAGAAGCACCUGGCUCCUGGCUUCAGAUCGGCGUAGCUCUGGCCAUAGAGGCCAUUUGGGGAGUGAACCAAUGGAAGGAAGUCCUUUCUCUCUGUCUCUGUCUCUCACUGUCUGUAACUCUGUCAAAUAAUAAAAAAAAAAAAAACUUAAAGGAAAAGAGGAUUUCUACCAAGGAGAACUUAGCAAUGAAUUAUUUUAAGACUGGUGUUUGAUGAGGUCUUCCAGGAACUGACAGCUCCUUUAUGGUCAGAGCAUAUUAGCACAGCACUGACGGAUCUCUCUGUGAAAGACUUUCAUUGGUUUGAAAAUAAACCUGCCCCCUUCCCUUCUGUGCCUGCCCUUUAGAGCAAGGCUGUCACUCCAUCCUCAGAACUCCUUCAUGUUCUUACAGUGUCCAUUCCAACUAGCUCCUGGCAAUGCUAACCCCAUGGGUUUUCCUUGUGUCUUUGGCUUGGGUUUGUGGAGACACCAAUGUGAGACUAACUCAAAGUCACCUCUCCUUUACUGGAAAGUCAGGCAGAACAGUGCAGAUAAGUUGCAAGCUCUCUGGAGUCUCCCUCAAAAAUGUCAUCAUGCACUGGUAUCAACAAAAAGAAGGGGAGCCCCUGAAACGGAUCCUUUAUGGCUUUGGCAAGAAUUACAAACAAGACAUGCCCAAUUCCCGCUUGGAGGCCCGUGAUAACGAUAGGGGCAUAUUUUACCUGGUCAUCAACAAUGUCAUCGAGUCAGAUGAAGCCACAUACUACUGUGCCUGCUGGGACCCCACAGUGCCUCAGAGUCAGAAUGGACCUGUAAGGAAACUUUCAAUUACUCCCCUCCAACGGCCUCCACACUCCUGCAACCACAACGGAGUCUUCAAUGCUCUUGUUCAUAGGUUCAUGUGCUUGGAACAGGGGGGCUCUUGGGACAAAUUUAGGUCAACGCCUCCCCCUUCAAAUGAGGAAGCUGAGGCCCAAAGAAGGCAAGUGGCUUUCCUCAUGUUAGCUAACCACAGAGGUGGUCUACACAUCUGCAUUCCAGAGUCUCAGUUCAGGGCCUCUUCCUGCCUUCUUGUGGUCACUGUUGAACUUCCCUUAGCAAAACUGCAUUUGUUUCAGAUGGGAGCUGUGACAACUAUGUCUUCCCUGCCUACGUAAUGCCCCUGGCCUGUGCCAGAUCUGCUGGAGGCCCGGUAUGUGACCACCACUCUGCUGAGAAGGGGAUAAGGGUCAGCAGGGGCUGGGCUCCACGCUCCAUCCACAUUGACAGUUUUUCCAUGGCUACUUACUCUCCUUCGUAUGAGUGGUUUCCUGUCUGUCCAGAAAUAGCCAAUACCUGGAAUAAUUUUUUGGGCACAUACAGAAAACACAUGGGCACGUGGGAAUAGAGAGUGAGUUCUUCACAUAUAUAUAGGCAUAAAUCCCUUGCCUGUUCCAAAAUGACCUGCCAAACCAAGGCGCAAAUCUCCUACUUGUUAUUCUGAAACCUGGGACCAAUCCUAAUUGGAUGACCAUGCAGCACUG